This is a messenger RNA of Pocillopora verrucosa, 1971 nucleotides long. Its product is annotated as cytochrome P450 4B1. Gene Ontology annotation, molecular function: iron ion binding; oxidoreductase activity, acting on paired donors, with incorporation or reduction of molecular oxygen; heme binding. The record is from RefSeq and is a predicted model, not a curated record. NCBI's taxonomy places the organism in Eukaryota, Metazoa, Cnidaria, Anthozoa, Scleractinia, Pocilloporidae.
UUUCCUCUCUUAGAAGUGAUUGCAGUACUCUAGUAUCACAAAGAACGUCUGUAUUUAAAUCAACCGAAUGACCCAGUGACAGUGCACAGUGAGUUGAUCGGGUCGUUAACGUUCAUGAUUUCGCCAUGAGUUUCAUUUCUGACCACUGGAUUCUCUUUGCAUCCGCGACUGCAACAAUCUUCAUUUGUAAGCUGAUUAUCGGCCUGAUAAAAAAAAUCCGUAAAGUGAGGCGGCUGACCAAUUUGUUUCCCUCAGCUCCAAGUCACUGGUUUACAGGACAUCUCCAUAAUGUCAAAAAUCAUGAUGGUACAGCUCUUCAAUUCCAUGUAAGAUGUGCAACUGAGUUCAAAACAUGCUAUGUUAUGCGGAGGGGUCCUUUUAUGACAGGACUGGUAUUGUGUCAUCCAGAUACAAUCAGGGUUAUUCAGACUAGUAAUGCUCCAAAAGCACAAACAUACGAGUUUAUUAAGCCAUUGUUUGGGGAUGGACUGAUUGCUGCAAAUGGCAACAAGUGGUUUAGAAUGAGACGACUCCUCACUCCAGCUUUUCACUUUGAGAUACUCCGAUCAUAUGUUCAAAUUUUUCAGGAUUCUAUAAACAUUCUUUUGGAAAAGUGGAUGUCACAGGAGAGUGAUGAAGUUGAAUUAUUUCGCCACUUAAGCCUCAUGACACUGGAUUCCAUUCUGAAAUGUGCCCUUAGUUAUGAAACUGACUGUCAGACUCAAGAAGAAGCUAAUCCCUAUAUCAGAGCAGUAUAUGAUGCAUCUGACGAGGUUCUCAACAGGAUGAUGAAUCCUUUAUUACAUUCAGACAUAAUUUAUAAAAUGACAGCUGGUGCAAAACGUUACUCUGAAGUAUGCACGGUUACCCAGGCCAAGGCAAAGGAGGUCAUUAGAGAAAGAAGAGCUGCUCUUCAAGAUAGUGUUGAGCAAGAGAAGUUAAAGGAAAAGCGAUACUUGGACUUUCUGGAUAUCCUUUUGGCAGCAAGGGACGAAAAGGGAAACGCUUUGACUGAGGAAGAAAUAACUUCAGAAGUUAUGACUUUCAUGUUUGCGGGACACGAUACCACUGCGAGUGCUAUGUCGUGGACAUUAUACAAUUUAGCAAGAUUCCCUGAACACCAAGAAAAAUGUCGAGAAGAGAUAGAUGCAGUGCUUGGCAGUAAAGAGGAGUUUGAAUGGAGCGAUCUCAAUAAAUUAAAUUACGUUCACUUGUGUAUCAAAGAAAGCAACAGAAUCUACCCUCCAGUGCCGAGGAUAAGUCGCUUGUUGGACAAACCGUAUGAGAUUGAAGGAAAACUACUUCCUGAGGGAACAUGGGUUGCUACUCACAUAUUUGCCUUGCAUCGUAAUCCGCACGUAUGGUCAGAUCCCGAGAAAUUUGACCCUCUUCGUUUCACAACUGAAAACAUAGAAAAGAUGUCACCCUAUGCGCACGUUCCUUUCUCUGCUGGGCCGAGGAACUGCAUUGGACAAAGUUUUGCUCUGGCUGAGCUGAAAACUUCAGUAGCAAUGAUCCUACGAAAGUUUGAACUUAGUGUUACCCCGCAGAACAUCAUACAAGACUACAAAGAUCUUCAGCCUCACUUGAUCCUGCGAGCAAAAAAUGGCAUCGUUGUGAACAUUUCACCAAGAAGUAACUCAUGAUAAAGAGAAAAUGUUGACCAGACUUGAUAACAUUUCUAAAUGAUUUUAAUACACUUCUUUCAAAGCAAAACCAAAAGCAUAUUUUUGAAAGUUUGUUCAACCUGAAACAAGUCAUCCAAAUUGUAUUUCCUGUAGUUCCUUUACUGUCUCUGUUUAUCUAGUUUUCUGUCCGAAUUAGAAGGAAGAUAAUUGUCAUUCGGACGAACCAGGUAAGGAAGAGUGAAAUACGUUUUUUUAUGGUGAACUUCGUAGAAAUAUAUGACUUAAGCGUGAUCCUCUUAAUAAAAAUUUUUUUCUGAUUAAUUUGAAAACACUUCUGUCAAGG